AUGCCUCGUUACAGCCUGAACUUAUCUUCCUCAGUUUUCAACGUCAUUAGAGGUAGCAAGUGGAACCCGUUCCAAAAAGAGGAUGGGGACGUUGCCGAUCGGAGUGAUUCAAGAAAGAACAUGAACAAAGAGGGGCAGAGCAUUGACUAUAAAUCUGUGGGCGGGGAACAUAAGAAAGGCCCGUGGUUUGUUUAUGUGUCGAUGGGAUUAGUGGAGAUGAAGGAGAGAGCUGCCCAGUUCAAAGGGUCAGUCACGAAUGCUCAUUCAUUUGCGGAAAUAUCCUUUGAGGGACCGGAAACCCCACCGAGAGCGAAAAUUAAACGAGUCAAAACUUUACUGAAUUAA
Messenger RNA from Nezara viridula (southern green stink bug), 345 nucleotides. NCBI's taxonomy places the organism in Eukaryota, Metazoa, Arthropoda, Insecta, Hemiptera, Pentatomidae. The record is from the annotation of a GenBank genome assembly.